UGCCCCGACCCUCCCUGUCGCAGCACCCCAGCCAGGGGGUGUCCCUGGGGGACAAUGUCACCCUGCGCUGCCACCUGCCCCAGCCAGUUGCCUGGGUCCGGCUCUGCCAGGAAGAACGAUUCCUCUCCUGCAUGUACAAGCACCAGGUACAGAACACGGCAGAGUUCUCCUUUGUUAGCACAAGUAAGGAACAUGCGGGGACAUAUCGGUGCCAGUACCAGGUGUCAGAGGAAUGGGGGGCAUGGCAGAAGAGUGACCCCGUGGAGCUGGUGCUGACAGAUUACAACUCACCCCCAGCCAGCAUUUCCCUGAGCCGGGAGGGAUGCGUGGAGAUGGGGACCAACGUCACCCUGUGUGUGGAGACAAGGACCAAUGUCACCAUCCAAUGUAGGAACAAGGAUAACGGGACCUCCCUCCUCCUGCACAAGGAUGGGUGCUCAGCCCCUGUCCAGCGCCAGGAUCCUGAUGGUGCUGGCACGGCCUCCUUCCUCCUCUUUGGAGUGACCCUGGCAGACUCUGGCACCUACAGGUGCUCCUCUCACAGCAGGAACUUUCCCUUUGUGUCCUCACCGCUUGGGGACAGCGUGACGCUGGAGGUGACUCCCACACCCACACCCCCAGUGUCACCCAUGGGUGGCAGAGUCAUCACAUCCCAUCCCUCUGCAGGUGAUGCUGGGGAUGAAGACACCCAAAUACCUGCAUCCCACAGUGCUGAGUUGGUGUCCCAUGGGAACCUGGUGCUGGCGGUGGUGAGGGGCUGCGCUGCUGCCCUCAUCUUUGGCCUCGGCAUCUUCUUUGUCAUUGAUGCCCACAGGCACUGGAUACAGAGAU
Phasianus colchicus (ring-necked pheasant) is the source of this 831-nucleotide messenger RNA. NCBI's taxonomy places the organism in Eukaryota, Metazoa, Chordata, Aves, Galliformes, Phasianidae. The record is from RefSeq and is a predicted model, not a curated record.